Molecule: messenger RNA, 2856 nt
Organism: Camellia sinensis
Lineage: Eukaryota; Viridiplantae; Streptophyta; Magnoliopsida; Ericales; Theaceae
Product: Tetratricopeptide repeat (TPR)-like superfamily protein
Biological process (GO): RNA modification
Molecular function (GO): protein binding; RNA binding
Source: RefSeq, a predicted model, not a curated record
UUUAAACUGAUAUGUAUUUCCGUUUGUACUCGAACUUUUCUCCUGUACUUUACUUGCGCUAGAGGGAAUUUAUUGUUCAAGGUGUCACAGAUGUCUUUCUAAACCAUAACUCCAAAAUUGCUGCAAAAGAGUGAAGCAAUCAUGGCAGAGAUUGAAGAAGAAGAAAAGGAGCAAAACCAAAUGUGAUUCUUCGUUCAUUAUACUAGUGUAUUUGCCUUACUCGAAGCCUUUGUGAUAGCAAAAAGCUUUUGUCUUUCAUGGUAUUAUAGCAUUUGCAUGUACCCAUUUCUGAGCAAAGCUCAUGGACUCCACACAAAGUCACUCUCCUUUUACUCUAACCUCAUAGACCACUGUCUCUCUUUGAAAUCCUCAGAUUUUUCCAAAUUCAUCCAUGCCCACUUGAUAAAAGUCGGUUUCAAUCGCCAUACUUUUCUGGGUAAUCGCUGUAUCGAUAUGUAUUCUAAAGUCGGCACGCUCAGUGAUGCUUUGCAAGCAUUUGAUGACAUUGCCAACAAGAAUAUCAUUUCUUGGAAUAUUUGUCUGCGUGUGUUGGUGAAAUCUUGUAAUCUCGAAGGUGCACGUAAUAUGUUUGAUAAAAUGCCCGAACGAGAUGUUGUAAGUUGGAAUUCAUUGAUUUCGGGUUAUGCUUCGAAUGGGUACUUUGAUAAUGCAUUAGAACUUUUUAAGGGAAUGCAAAAUGAUGGUAUGAGGCCAAAUGAGUUCACGUUCUCGAUUCUAGUGUCAUAUGUGACAAGUGCCUAUCGUGGUAAGCAAAUUCAUGGUAUCAUGAUAAGGAGUGGUGUGAAUUUAUCAAAUGUGGUUGGAAAUUCAUUGAUUGACAUGUAUGGGACACUUGGGGUUGUGGAUUAUGCCUUUGGUGUGUUCCUCACCAUGGAGGAGGUAGAUGUUAUCACUUGGAACUCCUUGAUUUCGGGCUGUUACAAAUCGGGACAUGGCGAAUUUGCACUAAAGCACUUUUGUUUGAUGGUAUCUGUUGGAUAUGCACCUGAUGAGUUUACAAUAUCGACAGUGAUUACUGUCUGUAAUACCUUGCGUGAUCUGGAAAAGGGUAAGCAAAUUUUUGCUUUCUGCAUCAAGGUGGGGUUUCUUUCUAACUCCAUUGUUUCAAGUGCUGCUAUUGACCUGUUUUCCAAAUGCAACAGAUUGGAGGACUCAAUUCAGCUCUUUGAAGAAAUCAAUUUAUGGGAUUCUGUUGUUUGCAAUUCCAUGAUUUCGAGCUAUGCAAGGCAUGGCGGUUUUGGAGAGGAUGCUUUGCGAUUUUUUGUUCUUACAUUGAGAGACAGCCUCAGGCCAACUGAAUUCACUAUCAGUAGUGUUCUGAGCUCUGCUUCUUCCCUCCUCCCUGCAGAGCAGGGGAGUCAACUUCAUUCUUUGGUUGUUAAAUUAGGUAUGGAAUCUGAUGCAGUGGUUGCGAGUUCACUUGUGGAAAUGUAUGCCAAAUUUGGAUUAAUUGACACUUCCAUGAAAAUUUUUGCUCAAAUCAAUCUAAAAGAUUUGAUAACUUGGAACACCAUAAUUUUAGGCUUAGCUCAAAAUGGGAGAGAAGCUGAAACCUUAGAGCUUUUUAAGGCACUACUUAAAAGGGGUCCACCACCAGAUCGAAUAACACUAACUGGGGUUCUUUUGGCUUGCAACUAUGGGGGUCUUGUGGAUGAAGGGUUGCGUGUGUUUUCAUCAAUGGAGAAGGCAUAUGGAGUCAUACCUAGGGAUGAGCAUUAUCUUUGCAUUGUGGAUAUGAUGAGUCGAGCUGGUAAACUCAAAGAAGCCAUGGAUAUUAUAGGGACAAUGCCGCAUCAACCUAGUUCUUUAAUUUGGGAAUCGAUUCUUCGCGGUUGUGGUGCUGAUGGAGAUUUUAAACUCACUGAAAGAGUAGCGGAGUGGUUGAUAGAGUAUGACCCACAGUCAUCUCUACCUUAUCUGGUACUGGCUCGGUCAUAUGAGAUGAGGGGCAGAUGGGAGAGCAUGGUUCGUGUCAAAAACGCCAUGAAAGAGAGCAAUGUUAAGAAAAUGAUUGGAUGCUGUUUGAUUGGGAUAAGAAACCAUGUGUUUGUUUUUAAAGAAAACCAUAUCCUUCACUAUGAAGACAAAAACAUUUAUUUGAUACUUAGAUUACUUAACUGUGAGAUGGGGAUUGAAGGUUCUGUCCAUGAUCAGUAUGAAAAUGUGAGUGCUGAGGGAGAGCAAGACCAAAGUAGAAAAUUACUCGUCUUAUAAAUUGAUAUAUUUAUUGGAUUCUAUUUGACACAGUGCAGCAGUAAACUAUGGAAUCCUGGGAUUAGAUGGGUUAGGGUGUUCAGCUAGAGAUGAGAUUGUGUCUUGUCUUCAAUUCAAUUUGAUAACCAAGAGUAAAUUUCAUUUGAACUCGCAUCACUGGGCUGCAUAAUUUUUAUCUGCAUUUUUAGAAAUCUCAACAUUUGGGGCAAAGAAGUUGGAAGGAGCGAUUGCUAAUUUUAAGAUGGAAAUCUUCAAUCUUGAAAUGGAUUUCAGAUCAGUUUAGGUCAUGAUUUAUCGUCCUUUGCUCAGCAACGACAGAAGUAAGAUGCCAAUUGAAGUGAAGAUGCACACAGUUUUUGGUUAAUGAUCAGUAUCACUGGCCAAACUAAUUUUGUUGUAUUGCUGAGGCAGCGUGUAAAUUACAAAGUAGUUCAAGAAUGGACCUAAGCGUGCUUUUCGCGAAGACAUUAGUCAGACUGAUGGCAUUUUCUUGGUAGUUCACAGGGCAGGUGUGGUUCAAUUUUGGACAAAAGAGUUGGCAUUUCAUGUUGAUAACUUGAUACUUGAUAUAUACGAUUGAGUUGGUUUCUGUGUUCAACGAUUGUUUCACUUUAUAAUGGU